Alligator mississippiensis (American alligator) is the source of this 4136-nucleotide messenger RNA. RefSeq names its product natural killer cells antigen CD94. NCBI's taxonomy places the organism in Eukaryota, Metazoa, Chordata, Crocodylia, Alligatoridae. The record is from RefSeq and is a predicted model, not a curated record. The coding region runs from base 154 to 933 and encodes 259 amino acids. The transcript is spliced from 8 exons.
GGAGCAUAAAAAAGCUCUGUCUUGUUUAGCACUUCCCAUCUUCUACCAGGACAGUCAGAGGCAGACAUCAGGUUCUUCCCUGAAGAUUUAAGGGAUCCAAUCAGACAUCAUACAGAUUCCAGCACUCCAGCCUCUUCGUAAAUAACUGCAGAAAUGAGCCACGAGGAGGUGACUUACACAGCUGUGAGAUUUCACUCUUCUUCACAGGAGAGGAGGAGCCAAAGAUCUCAGAAGUCUGAAAAGAACCAAAGGCCUCAGAACAAUGAGAGCAAAGAAAUGAGAGAAACAGAGGUGACUUACAUGGACAUGAGAUUUCGCUCUUCUUCGCAGGAGAGGAGGAGCCAAAGAUCUCAGAACUCUGAGAAAGACCAAAGGCCUCAGAACAAUGAGAGCAAAGUUUUGUCCUUAGAUUCUCCUGCUCUACCCACUCCCCGGAAGAGACUCAUUACAGGAAUUCUGGGAAUCCUCUGCCUAAUACUACUGGUAACAGUAGUAGUCUUAGUCGCCAUACGGGAUAAAACCAGUUCAUGUCCAGACAAAUGGGAACCACAUGGACACUUCUGUUACCUCUUCACUAAUGACUGGAAAUCCUGGCAAGAGAGUAAAGAUUAUUGUACUUCUUUGGACUCCAAACUCCUUGACAUCAAAAAUAAGGAAGAACUGGAGUUCUUCAGAUCAGUAUUACAUGUUCCUCACUGGAUUGGACUAUCUCGUCAGAAAGGCAGUGAGUCCUGGCUGUGGGAGGAUGGUACUGCUCUCUCCAAAGACCUGUUUGCAGUAGCCCAAGAGAAUAUCCCACAGUGCUGUGUGCUUCUCUCGAAAGUAGAAGCCAAAUGCGUUUCUUGUGAGGAACCGUUCUCCUGGAUUUGCAAGAAGGAGGCUGUGCAUCCAGAACCUGCUGCUCUGGCAGAAGGAAGGAAGAAAAGCCACUAGAAUAUAUUCCUGCUCCAUUCCAAGUCCUGGCCAGAUACACAGCUCCAAGAAAUGGAGACUUCAACCUUCAUUGGAAGCUUCAUUGGAGACUUCAAUCUUCAUAGCACAACUCAGGACCCCAACACUUUGGAGAGAAAUUCAUGUACCACUGUCUUGAAAUCAACCUCCCUAUUAAUUUCAUUCUCAAUGGAUAGCAUUGCCAGUCCUGAUAACUGUUCUUGUGACACUGUUGAGCACAGAUAUAACUUUAUGAGCUUCAGCUUAUAAAAGCUUCUUAGCUGAAGCAACAGUCACUGGAGCUGUCAAAAAUAUUAUCAGCUCAAUGCAUACAUUAGCAUAAACAACUGAUAAUUUCUUCUCGUAAAUGAACUGAAGAGUUUGGAGAGCAUGCAUUGUCUGUAGUAGAAGAUGUGAGAGGCUUUGAAGUUCACCAACAAGAUCAGUUCCGUCAAUGUCUGUAGAACUACUUUCAUUAUUCUUUAACGUCAGCUCUAGCUCUGCGCAAAACGUGAUUAAAUCACUGGUAGAUACAGUUCUCAUUUUCUUCACAUCACACAAAAAUCCAAAGAUGUUCAUGAAGCUACUUAAUAACUGAAAAUGACUUUCAAGGCUCGUAAUCACAUAGCCCAUUGCAACAUUGAAAAACUCAGUUCUGAAUCUUUGUUCUGCAUCAGUGUUAACUUCAUCUUCUGCUUCAUAGCUGAAAAGUUUUAUUUUCUUUAUAACACGUGAUUGUGGAAGUUCAGCUGGCACAGACAUUUCUUCUGAAAGUUAUUUUUCUUUACAGAGUGCAUCUCCAAAUCCAUUUUCUCAGUAACAGAGAAGUGCUUUUUGUGUACUUUCAACUAACUUGCUGGCAGAAUCAAUAUACAUUGUUUUACUCUGCAUCAUUCUGCUUACCAAAUUGACUUGAAACAAUAUGUCAUACCAUACAAUUAAUGAAGCAAGGGAUUGAUAAGAAGAAAUCUCGCCCAUAAGUGCUCCAGCCUCUGAGUAUGUCAAAUUGUCUUUUGUAAUUUCUCUCAGUUUCAGCACUGAUGAGCUGCCAUUUUCAGUCUGGAAUCUCACAGCCUUGACACUUCCUAUGGUGGUGAGAAGCCCCUACAGGCACUACAGGUGCCAGGGGCAGCCCUGGGCACCCCUGGGGUGAAUGGGCAGACCCCCUGUGCCCCAGUAGACUUACCUGCAGAGCCGCACCCAUGGCCGCAGCCAUGGCCACGCAAGCCAGCAUUAUGCCGGCUCUUCAAACAUCUGAUCCCUGGGUGGGGUGGUGUCUGGCUAAUUGUGGCAGCUGAUGCCACCACCAUGGAAGUUCAAAAACCCCGGCAGAAACUGGCAGGGAAGGGAGUAGAGGAAAGAGGGAGAGAGCCAGCUGGGAGCAUGCCAGACAGGCAGUAAAGGCAGCUCCAGAGGCUGGUUAUAGCAGCCUGACAGACACUGCCCUGCUCCAAAGGCAGGAAGGCAAUGUCAGGAAUUAGGCUGAGGAUGGACAGUCCCCAGCCCUCACAAUAUCAAAGCUUAUAAGAAGCAUUCCUCUCCCUCGGAGGGGAGGAAGGAUGCCAAAACACCAAGAAGUGCAAUCCUUUGGGAUCAGGGACUGAAGCUCCAGAUGCACUGACACCUAGGUGACUGUCAGGUUGUCCAAAGCUGAUGCCAGACCCCAUAACAAGGGGGCUUACAGAGAUCGGCGGAACAGCAAGUGGAACACCCAAGCGGUUGGCGAGUAGACAGGGUGUAGGGGAGGCAGAGCCCCAAAGAACACCGUGGCAUGGCUGUGAAUACCCCCAUCGUUGUGCCACUUGGGAAGAAGAACACCACUGAACCCCUCCUUUCAUCAGGUAACAACAAGUUGUGGCAGGCGAGUUGGGGACACCCUGACCAAGGGGACAGUAAGGUACUCACAGCGCCCACUAGAGACAUCACACUUUCUAUUUUGCAUUCCCAUCUGGUGUCUGAGAGGGAUUUCAGAGUAACAUUCACAAAGGACUGCAAAAUAGCCCAUCUCCUAAUUGAUGAGUGUAACACUCCCGAUUAUCCAAGAGUGGGAUUUUCUUGAGUCCCCGCCAAGUUAGGCCUCACCUCAACUCACCUUCCAUGACUUUGAUGCUAACAAAUUGAAUAGGAGGGGUUCAGUGUGGUUAAUACAGGGGUCCCACUUGGGGUACUCAUGGAUCCGAGAGCACUUCACGAAGGGGGCUUCACCUCCCCUACAUCCCCAGCCACAUAGUUUCAUAGUUUCAUAGCUGGUAGGGUUGGAAGGGACCUGAACAGAUCAUCAAGUCCAACCCCCUGCCAUGGCAGGGAAAAGUACGGGGGUCAAACGACCCCAGCAAGGUGUUUGUCCAACCUCCUCUUAAAGUCCCCCAAGGUAGGAGCCAGCACCACUUUGCUUGGAAGUUGGUUCCAGAUCCGAACCCUCCUGACUGUGAAGUAGCACCUCCUGAUGUCUAGUCUGAAUCUACCCUCUGCCAGCUUGUGACCGUUAUUUCUAGUUACUCCUGGUAGUGUUCAGGGGAACAGGGACUCCCCCAAUGCCUGCUGGUCCCCUGUGACAGAUGAAAUUAUGCCUGUGUGAUUAAGGCGCUUGCUGAAGGCUCUAUGAAAAUUAGACCAAGUGUUUUUCUGCAUUUGUUUAGAUAUUAAGCUAUAUGUUGUUGCUAAAAGCCUAAUUAAAGUUUAAGAUGUAGUGAGGCCUUGUAUAAAGUAAAGCCUAGUAAAUUUAGCAAAGCCUUGAAGUAGUAAGGCCCUGUGGCAUAGUUAAAAUUACCUUAUCAAAGGAAUGUAAGGCUUGUACUGCUAUUGGUCAGUCUAAGGACAGUUGAAGUAAAAGGAAUCUGAGGGGUUGUUCGUUAUCAGAACCAUUCCGAAGCUAUAAAUUAGCUGAAAUAUCUAGAAACCAUUCAGAAGGAAGAUACAGCUCUGUGAAAAGGAUUAGUUAGCUGUUGCCUGGAUCAGUGGGCCCGUGGAUCACGACGAGCCCAAGGACUGCAUUCCAGAGUCCUUCCUGGUACCCUUCGGACAGCGCUAUUCGGGGACGCCUGACUUCUCUGAACUUUGUGGAAAGAGAAGCUUGCUGUGUAUCAGGCAUCACAGGGGACUGCCGAUAAGUUGCCGAUGUGAAUUGCUUUUGUCUGUCAUUGUUUGUUUUGUUACUACGUGUAGUUAUGUUUUUGUUAAGUCAAUAAAACUUUCUUACCUUUCUA